This is a messenger RNA of Purpureocillium lilacinum, 711 nucleotides long. RefSeq lists its product as uncharacterized. The record is from RefSeq and is a predicted model, not a curated record. NCBI's taxonomy places the organism in Eukaryota, Fungi, Ascomycota, Sordariomycetes, Hypocreales, Ophiocordycipitaceae.
AUGGGCUUUGCGAGCAUGAUGUCCCGCGGUACGCUCGUUCACGCACAUAUGGAACAGAGCACGAUGCUUAUGAACCAAGGCUUCUCGCGCAGUAAAUGCAAGAGCAGGACACAGACUCGGGCCGUCGCGACGGGCAUCACCAGCGACGAGGCGUUCCGCCUGACUGAGAAGAAGGCGUCCCCGGCUACAAAGGCCAAACGAACCAUAUCCUCCGCGUGGAAGCGUGUCAAGGCAGUCACUCGACUCCUCAGCGGCGGUCGCCCGGGCCGGACUACCCCAAGCGCGACCAACCAUGCACCCAUCCUCCCAUCCCUUCGAGAGAAAGUCAUGGACGGCAUAGAAGCCCAGAUUUGCUGCUCUGUGGACGAAUGGGUCGAGUCGGCGUCUUCUUCCGUCUUUGCCGUGGACGGGGCGACGACAUCCACCAUGGAUGGAUACGAGGCAGACGACGACCGCUGCUUGGCCGUCGACAGCAGUCUGGACGAGAGCUUCGAGGUUGUUGCCGAUCCCGACAUGGAACAGAUGAACAAGGCGCAGGAACUGUUCACGCCGACUACCGAUUACUUCCAAAUACUUCAAAAGGAGCUGGCGAGUGACCGAGACGUCGCCGAUGCCGAUGCCGAUGACGAAGCAUCCUUGGACAGUCACGAGGACGAUCACCUUUGGAACGAGUCCUCUGACUAUGGACUGUCCAUCAUUGAAGAAGAGUGA